Molecule: messenger RNA, 2500 nt
Organism: Pogona vitticeps (central bearded dragon)
Lineage: Eukaryota; Metazoa; Chordata; Lepidosauria; Squamata; Agamidae
Source: RefSeq, a predicted model, not a curated record
CCCUUUUCCUGGUGAGCGGAUUUGAGAAGAGAGACGAGCCGUCCUUCGCAGGGGUUCGAGCACCUGCGGGAAGGGCCAGAUGUGGUAAAGAAGAAACUGCAGCGGUGGAAGGAGUUAAUUUUAGACCCUUCGUGUUUCCAAAGUUUAAAGUCCAGACUUUAAAAAACCACCUAAGCGUCUUAUACUCAAGAGAAGCCCCACUGAUCUCAAGAGGGACUUACUCCUGAGUAAGUGUGCUUUGAGAAAGCAGGGAGGGCCAAGCUUUGCCUCUCAGUGUAUAGGAGAGUGAUAGACUGUCUCCCUGAGGAAAUGUGCCCGGCAUUCAACCUUAUGCAAUUCUAGGGAUUUAAAAGCCUUUGUAAAGAGGGAGAAAAUAAAUCGCUUGGCUUCCCGUUUGGUGGUCCACAUGCCGAAACUUGGGCUGUCCUCUUUUGGACAGGAUUCUCUGGAAAAAGACCAGGAUGCUGGGAAAGGCGAGAAGCCGCAGGAAAAGAGGAAGACCCCCAACACGAGAUGGAUGGACGCCCUCGAGGAAGCCACAGGAGUGAGUUUGCAAGAGCCGAGCUGUUGAGGAUGAGACAUUUAUGCCCAAUAUGAUUCGCGGCUUGGAACCCAGCCACCCGUCCCUCUUUUUUUUCCUUGGGGUGAAAAAUCUUGUUUUUAAUAAGAACUCAGACAUGAGACCUGGUGCCAAAGACUUGGACUCGAACUCGGGACCUGGUGCCCAAAAUUCGGAUUUCGGACUCGGAGCCAAAGACUUGCCAGCUUCCCGGAUAUCGCCUCUCCCUGCCUUUCCUUUCUCGGCCUAAUCAUGCCCAAACCCCUGCAAGCCAGCCAGCCACCCCGAGUGGCUUCUAAUUUAUAGGCUUCUCUGCAGCCUGAGAAGGGCUUCUGAAGCAUCCCCUCCAGAGGACCCAGCGUCUGGCGGCUGACGAAGGCGCUUUCUUCCCUUGUACCUUCACCCGCCUGCCCUCCUCCCUCUCGGCUGCUGCAGCAUUUUUUUUAUUUUUUUUUUGCCGUGAAGCGUUGGCAGCAAAGAGCAUCCAGGAGGACGAAGCAGCCGAUGCCGUGUGCUAAAAGGAGACAGCGUUUCCGAUUCCCAUGCUAAGCACGUGGGGCAAACGUCCCCAUCAACCACCACCACCAGCCCCGUGGACUGUGCUGUCACUUAAUUUUCUUAUUUAAUUCCCCCCCUCUCUUUUUCUCCCCCCCUUCCCUUUCCUCCAGAGGCGACGCGGAUGCCGGGUGAGCCAGCAGGAUGGGACAGAUCGCCUGGAAAGCUCUGUGCCUCUCGCUCUUCGAUUAUAAAACCGAGAAAUAUGUCAUCGCCAAAAAUAAGAAAGUAGGGAUCCUCUACCGCACGGUCCAGCUCUCCAUCAUGGCCUACAUCGUGGGGUGGGUGUUUGUGGUCAAGAAGGGCUACCAAGACACGGACACCUCCCUCCAGAGUUCGGUCAUCACCAAAGUGAAAGGGGUGGCCUUCACCAACACGUCGGAGCUGGGCGGGAGGCUCUGGGACGUGGCUGACUACGUCAUCCCCCCGCAGGGCGAAAGCGUCUUCUUCGUAAUGACAAACUUGAUUGUCACCCCGAAUCAACGGCAGAGCACCUGUCCAGAGAGCCCUGGCAUUCCCGAUGCGCUGUGUUAUCACGACAGUGAUUGUCCAGAGGGAAAAGCUGUGGUUGCGGGUAACGGGGUUAAGACUGGCCGCUGUUUGAAAACUGGAGGCAACAGAAACGGGACCUGUGAAAUUUUUGCCUGGUGCCCCGUGGAGAAGAAAGGGCGACCCAGGAAACUCCUUCUAGCGAAUGCUGAGAAUUUCACCAUUUACAUCAAGAAUUCCAUCCGUUUCCCCCGUUUCAAAUUUUCCAAGACCAAUGUCUUGGACACCGACGACAACUCCUACCUGAAAAACUGCCGGUAUGGACCUGAGCAUCUCUACUGCCCCAUCUUCUCCUUGGGAAGCCUCGUCCGAUGGGCUGGGAGCGACUUCCAGGAAAUGGCGUCAGAGGGUGGCGUGAUCGGAAUCCAGAUCGAGUGGGACUGUGACCUGGACAAGGACGCCUCCAAGUGCAACCCCCGCUAUCACUUCAGCCGCCUGGACAACCGCUUUGCGGCGAAAUCCAUCUCCUCCGGGUACAACUUCAGAUUUGCCAAGUAUUACCGGGAUUCAUCCGAUGUUGACUUCCGCACGCUGAUCAAAGCCUACGGAAUCCGCUUUGAUGUCAUGGUCAAUGGGAAGGCGGGGAAAUUCAACAUCAUUCCGACGAUCAUCAACAUCGGCUCGGGCCUCGCGUUGAUGGGUGCAGGAGCUUUUUUCUGUGACCUGGUCCUGCUCUACCUUCUCCGGAAAAGCAACUUCUAUCGAGGGAAAAAAUAUGAAGAAGUGAGAUCCAGCAUCAGGAAAUCGUUACCGGAAACAACCAUCAAUGGGAACCAGAGCUGCGAUUCUCUAUCCAGGCUGGACCAGAUGAGACAAUUGGAGGCGGUGGAGACCUAA